AUGUCUCAGACGGCCAGCUACGGGGAAGGCCCUGUGAACAACAUUUUUUUGAAAUAUUUUCAGGACCGUACAGACUUGCACGGGUUGUUGCCCGAGCUAAAUGGGGUCGAACUGGCUAUGAGCCUUAGCCCCAAACAUCAUCAAGGAGGCCCCCAGGUUCUUAGUCACCUUCAGCAACUCCACCACUCCACACCCUUUAGCGUCACCGACAUCCUCAGCCCCAUAGAAGAGUCCUACAGGAAGUUGGAAUUGGCCGCCAACCCACCCUCACCCUACAGAUCUACCUCUAGCGGUAGCAGUAUAAACUCCCCGGGAGCGGCUGGCACAGGCAGUACAGGCUGCAGUAUGAACGGCGGAUACCCCGUUAUGAGCCAAUUCGGCGGCGGGCAAUAUUGUCCUGUAUCCGAAAACUUAGGACUUGCCCCACACUACUCCUCGGGAUGGUACCAAAGCUCAGCAGCUGAUCCCAGAUUUGCAAUUUCGAGGUUAAUGGGCGGCACUGCGGGAUCAAAUAUGGGUCAUGGUCUAAACACCGGUAUGCCCGGACUAGGUGCCUGCGCAGUAUCAGACUCAAAACCCAUGCAAUUUCCACUGGCACAGCGCAGAAAACGACGAGUACUUUUUACACAAGCUCAGGUUUACGAACUGGAGAGGCGGUUUAAACAGCAAAAAUACUUAUCAGCCCCCGAAAGAGAACAUUUGGCCUCCUUAAUCCAUCUCACCCCCACCCAAGUGAAAAUUUGGUUCCAAAACCACAGGUACAAGUGCAAACGGCAAGCUAAGGAGAAAGCGAUGGCCGAACAAAAUCAACACAACCAGUCGUCUUCAUCGCCGCGCCGAGUCGCAGUCCCGGUGCUAGUCAAGGACGGCAAACCUUGUUCGGGCGGCGGCAACCAGAACCAGACGUCCUCGGGCGCGAACAACAACGAGGCGGGCGGCGGGCGGGCGCAGCAGUCGCCCGCUUGCCAGCCGCAGCAGCAGACGCAGUGCAUGUCGAACGGGGGCCUCGCCAUGGCCUACAGACAGCAGACGAACUAUCAGCAGCAAUGCGGGACGUAUCUGCCCCUGCAGACGCGAGCGUGGUAG
This is a messenger RNA of Brassicogethes aeneus, 1086 nucleotides long. The record is from the annotation of a GenBank genome assembly. Lineage: Eukaryota; Metazoa; Arthropoda; Insecta; Coleoptera; Nitidulidae.